Pseudopipra pipra is the source of this 2765-nucleotide messenger RNA. RefSeq names its product ankyrin repeat domain 22 (gene ANKRD22). The record is from RefSeq and is a predicted model, not a curated record. The transcript has 8 exons. The coding region runs from base 1161 to 1736 and encodes 191 amino acids. Gene Ontology annotation, molecular function: protein binding. Lineage: Eukaryota; Metazoa; Chordata; Aves; Passeriformes; Pipridae.
GUCCCGCUCUGCGCCGCGGGGUCCGGCCGCCGCCGCCGCCGCUGCAGCCCCGCGGGGGCGAGAGGGAGCGGCGGCGAACGCAGGCAGACGGGCCCGGGGGUGCAGCUCACCUGGCGUGUGUGUCCCCCCUGCACCUCCGGCGGUCGGCCCGGCCACGCCUGUGUGCCGGAGGAUACGCACACCUCACCUGGGCUCUCCUGAACUUUGCAGCGGGCUAACUGGGAGCAAACACUCUUAGCAGCCUUGCUGAGGAGGCUGUCUGUGAGCCAGGAGGAAGAGGAGAAGGGGUAAAAUGAAGGAGUAGUGGUCAGUGUUGGGCUGUGGUGCCUGGGAAGAGGGAUGCUGGACAGGAGAAACUUCCUCCCCUAAGGCAAAGGAGGUAGGAGGUCACAGCUUGGGUUUCUGCAGAAAUUGGGCAGUGCUGUGGGCUGGCCUAGAUCUCUGAUGGGAAUGUCCUGCCAACACAGCAGUUACUCACGCCAUGGUAUGUUUGGAUGACCUGCUUGUUGUCUUUCUGUUGAACUUGCUCAGCAGAUGUUGAUCAUAUUGAUGUCUUUCCUGUGGCCCAAACCUGGACAUGGAAGUCUUAGAUAUGGUCUAAGAUACUUGGGUUUGGCUCAUCCUACCCCCCCAAACAUGUGAUUUGACAAGUCUUUCAACAAGUUGUAGUUGAGAAAUUUCAACAACCUGGCCAGCUGAUGCAGGAAGAUGUGAAUUCCUUAGGAGCUGGAUGUGAAGAAGUACGGAUGAGGAAUACCUUUUCACCUUUGAGGUGUUACUCACUCCUCCAUGUUGUUAGUCCUACAGAAUUUUCACCACGUGCUGAAAGAGCAAUCUAUUGUGAGGAUCCUAGUGAGUUUGUCACAGGCAACUGAAGGAUGUUAUUGCAGAAAUGACAAAGGAAAAUGUUUCUGUGUUGUAACUUGUUCUGUCAGUCUUCUGCAAGCUGCUGUUCUCACGUUUACCUCUCUGGGUUGGGUUUCUGAAGACAAUUGUUUUAUUCUACCGAGUAGAACGCACUGAAAGGAAAUGUAGCAUAAGAAAGUGUGAUACUUUUAAGUUAAAUAUUAACCAGAUUCAAACAAGCUCAAGAGCAUUUCAAGUGUGGUUAACUUGUUGGGCGGUUGAACAAGAACGAACUCAAGCAGUGAAGAACAGGCAUGGGGAUACUCUACUCAGAGCCCAUUUGUCAGGCAGCUUAUAACAACGAUUUCAAUAAAGUUCAGUUCCUUUUGGAGCGCAACUGCAACUAUCUGAAUAUCCAGGACAGCUUCAGUGGAGACACCCCCUUAAUUUGUGCAUGUAAAAAGGGAAACAACAGGAUAGUUAGCUAUCUUCUAAGAAGACAUGCUGAUGUCAACCUCAGAAAUAAGAAGGACCGCACUUGCCUGCAUUAUGCUGUGAGAAAACGGUUUACCUUCCUUGACUAUGUGCUCAUCAUAAUCCUCAUGCCAGUUAUGCUUAUUGGAUAUCUUCUUAUGGUCUCAAAGACUAAACAGAAUGAAAACCUGAUCAAGAUGUUGCUCAGAGCUGGAGCUGAUGUGAAUGCUACAGACUCUUCUAGUAACACAGCCCUUCACUAUGCUUGUGAAAUGAAAAAUCAGGAAGUCAUUCCUCUACUGCUUGAAGCUCAUGCAGACACUUCUGUAAAGAAUCAGGAUGGGGAGACUCCCUUAGAUAUAGCAAGAAGACUGCAGUUCCACAACAUUGAAAGCAUGCUAAGAAAAGCUUCCUAGUCAUCAAGGACUCUCAAACAUGCAGAAAAUUACCUCAUCUGACAAUGCAUCUUGCAUAACAGCAAACGUCCAACAGAGGGUGAAGGCUGUUACUUGAUAAAAACUUGGUCCACAUCCACCCAUUCCUUGCUGUAGACUUUGACAACUUUGUGUGAGACUUGUCAGUACCCCCAAGGCCAUGUGUGGAGUGAAAGGAGUUAAUUUGAUUUUACUGAGCCAUGAAUGAUUGCAAUAGUGGUCAAAAUAUUGCCCUUCCCAUCUGCUUCAUCAGUCUUAUUUCUUGACUUCUGUAGUCUGUGGAUUUUGAAAGCUAGCUAUAAAAUAUCUGGAAGCCUAAAUAUUGCAUAUGGUUGGCAGCCAAUGCAAAAAUAAAAUAUCCUUUAGAGUGCACAUUACUUGUUCUAUAGGGGAACUAAAUAAUAUGCUACAGCAGUUGUACAAAGUCUGGUACCCUUCCUCUUAGUAUUUCUCUUCCCACAAUGGGAGUGACUGGGAAAAUAGGUCUCUCAACUGAGCACUUUUUCCUUCCAUCCUUCCUACAGACACCUUAAUUCUCACUAUGUUGCUACAAGGGUAGGAUUAUCUUCUCUCUUUUUUUUUUUUUUUUCAUAUAAGACACAGCAAAAAGGGAUUCAAUGGCUUGCUGGAGACCAUAAAGAAAGCAAAUUCCCAGAUCACUUUAAUGCAUUAAGAAAUAAUAAUGAAAAUAUGUUUGGCAUCGUAGAGAAACAGGUCUCUUGACUACCUUUCCAAUAUAAACAGUGUACUAAAGAAAAAAAAAUCAAUAAAUGAAAUGCUGUUGACGAGAACCAGAUGAAUCCUUCCCAUGGGACUGGACAGGAUAGUAUGCUUUUCAGAGUGGUGCAUGUAGCAGGGGAUAAUACCAAUAAUAAUAAUAAUAAUAUAUCCAUGAAUCUUAUCUUGCAUAGGUAAAAGCAGAGGAAAACCCGCAUUUGUAAGCAAUGUAUUAAAGUGUCCUGCUGCUUUGUGAUUUAAUAAUGCAGCAAUAAAAGGGAAUCUCCUUUGGAA